This is a messenger RNA of Poecilia latipinna (sailfin molly), 2194 nucleotides long. It is a transcript of the gene rnf215, whose product is annotated as ring finger protein 215. The coding region runs from base 320 to 1414 and encodes 364 amino acids. The transcript is spliced from 10 exons. The record is from RefSeq and is a predicted model, not a curated record. Lineage: Eukaryota; Metazoa; Chordata; Actinopteri; Cyprinodontiformes; Poeciliidae.
GCUUUACGGUCAACUUACGUUUAUCGAUAGAAGAAUUAUCGUAUUGUGUUAAAGAAAAUCCCUUUUUAAAAGUACACAUUUAAAGUCCAAUGGUAGUUAACUGAAUUAUUACUGGGAAUCAUCUGGGCGCUCUUACCCAAGAUAAUACCCCUCCCGACUUCCCUUUGCAACCGGAAGUUUUUUUAUUCUUCCUGUUUACAUCCAGGAGCCUGCGAGCUAACAGCCUAAAAUAAUCGGCUGCAGGAUUUCUAGCAAAAUGCCUGACAGUUGAUGAGUUUUAUGUGUUUAUUGUUGCUUCCUGCUGGUUUUUGGGGGGACCAUGGCUUCAGCUCGCCGGUGUUGUCUCUGUUUACCGUCGCCGGUUGUUGUGCUGCUGCUGCUGCGGUGGCCCGGGCUGCUGGUGGCCGCAGAGCAGGUCGCUUUGGUGGAGGUUUUUCUGGAGCAGCAGCCCGCUGUUAGCACCCUGCUCCAGGGGGAAGUGGUGGAGUCAAGCCGAGGUAGUAAGAGCUCAGAGACCCGGAACGAGGAGGAGGAGGAGCUGGAGGGGAACCUGGUCUUGGUUGGAGACGACGCGACGCAGCCAAGCGAAGGAAGAGACGGGGGAAAUGGCGACCGGCAGGAGCCGUGGAUCGGCGUUGUGCCGGUGGAGAUGGACGACAGCAAAGCCUCCACUGGGAACCAGGAGUCUUUUGCUGAUGCAGUGGUUAACAAAAUGAAGCGGGCGUUGGUCCUGGGAGCGUCGGCGCUGAUCAUCCUGGCUCUGAACCAAAAUACAGCUAGCGAGAUGGAUUUGUCCCAGGUUCUGCUGUCCAAGCCCAUUAUUGUGAUCCAAACAUCAGAGAACGUCACCAAGCUGAUUGGAGCUCUGCUGAGGGGUCUUCGGGCGACGGCUAAAAUCACAUAUGAGACGAUCCUACAGGACAACUUGGGCGCCACGCUGACCCUGUGGUCCAGCUGCGGCCGGUCCAGAGGCGGCCUGUACGGAGAGUGGCAGGGGGUCAUCUGCACCGGCGAGAGCAACUCUCAGGUCCAGAAGUACCUGCAGCAGCUGUGGGACACCGUCCUGCUGGUGGCGCUGAUCCUCUGCACCGGCGUCAUCGUUCAGGCCCGCUGGCAGUACCAGGACGACAACGACAACCUAGAGCUUCUUCCUAAGCAGGACGUUCUGAAGAAAAUGUCAUCGCUGAAAACCAAAACGUAUCGUCGGCCCAAACGCUGGUGCGACCCGUCCCAGCAGACCGAGACGGAGAACUGCGCGGUCUGUCUGGAACCGUUCAACAACAACCAGUGUCUGCGGGUGCUGCCGUGUCUCCAUGAGUACCACAGGGACUGCAUCGACCCCUGGCUGUUGCUGCAGCACACCUGCCCUCUGUGCAAACGCAGCAUCCUCGGCGCCGUCCGCAGAGACAGCUAGCAGCCGCCGCUCCGCCCGGACCUCGUCCCGACCGCGCCGCCCUCCCUGGGAGCGGAUCUGGACUCCAGGCGGCAGAAACUCUGCGUUUUGGAUUCCUGCUGAGCUUUAACGUCUGUUACGUUAAAAUGUGUGGAAUCUCUGCAGCUGAAGUCGGCUGCCGAAACGUUUCGACGUGUAAAAACUAUUUAUUCGCUCCAUGGACGACGACGACGACUUCUUCUUCCACACGCUGUUCACUUUAGCUCCUGAAUGAUGUCAGUAACAAACAUGUUCAUCUGAUUUAUUUCCUGCUAAAAUCACUUCUGUGCUUCCUGUUUGGAAAAUUAGCAGGUUUUUUCCAGGGUGAAAAGAUUAUUUAGCUUUCAAAAUGAUCCGUACUAAAACCUAAAUAUAAACGACAGUGGUGUGGAAAAGUGUUUGUCCUCUUCCUCAUUUUGUAUCUUUCAUGUUUAUCUCAGUUCUGAGUUUCAGGUCAUCAAACCAAUUUAAGUAUUUAUAAAUGAAGGUGUUAGAAAUCCAGAUGUUAAUUUGGAUUUAUUUCUAGUGAUGUCUGGACUGUGUGAAAAAGUUUGGUCCAAAAGCCACAAAAAUCUAAAUGUAAACAGAUUUAAAAACCACUAAAGCUGUUUGUUUAUAAUCCUUCCACCCUGGAAAACAAAGAUCCAAACUGACCUGACAAGAGUUAAAGUGCUGUGCAAAAGUCUUAAAAAAAAUAAUUUUAUUGUUAAAUUAAAGUGUAUUUAAGUGUAGUUUAUAAAGAUUUUAUAGUUAUUCUCUUAA